ACGGCCUCUCCCCCCGCCCCUCCCUCCCCACUCCGGUCCCCUCACCCACAGACUGGCUCCAGGCAGCGCCCGGGGCGGCGGCGACAGCGGCGGCAGCGGCGGGGUGCGGGCUGAGGGAGCCGGGCUUCGACGCCCCCCCCCUCACCCCCGUAUCCCAGGAGCUGUACCUAGUCCAGGAGGGGCUGGGGGGCUCCAUGGAGGUGAGAGGCGGAGUCACCUGCCCGCCCUCUAGCCCACCAGGCCUGAGGGAGGGACUUGAGCCCAAGGUAGCGUUUCGUGGAAGCGCGAAUCGCUGCUGGAACCUCGGUGCCGACCCCAGCAGUAGGCUAACGGACGUGUUCAACAGCGUGAUGCUGACCGGCUCCACGUCCUUCUAUGAUUGCUACAAAUCGCAGAGUGAAGACAGUGUUGAUCUAAGGCAGACCUAUACUCCACUUUCUUCAUCAGCAGAAUAUUCAAGUUCUAUAGAUUCUUCACUUUUCUAUGCACCAUGGUCUACUUAUGGAGAUGAUUCUAAACAGCCUUCUAAUUCUCAGAUCAAUGUAAAGAACAGGAUUCAAACGGAAAGAAAUGACUAUGGCAGUGAAACAGACUUAUAUGGACUUGUGUCUAACAUUUUGGAAGAACAAGACAAGUCACAGCCAUAUUUUGCUGAGGGGACCUGCUCCUCCAAUUUAAAGUCAGUUUGGCCAGUGAACACAAGCAGAUUUGCAGAUCACCAUGACCUCUUAACAGAAACCAAAAGGCCAAUAGAUACAGCCAUCUCUCAGCAAGCUUUUUAUAGUGGUGAAUCUGUGUCAGCAGUGGAAAAGCAAUACCUGCAUAAUAGUAAUCUAACACCACAGCAAAAAAUAGAUGAACUUUAUCAUGGAUUUACUGGGUUAGACCUUGAAGAACAAUGGAUGUACCCCUCACGAAGUGAUCAUUCUAAUUGUUACAAUAUCCAGACAAUUGAUACAGCUAAGACAACAUUCCAAGAUUUUCCAUUUAUCAAAAACUGUUUUACAUCACAGACUGGUCUGUCUGACAUCAUGAAAGAAUCAGGAAUUGAUACUUACCCUUAUGGAAGAGAGAAAAUAUGUGCUAAAGGUCUUGAAGCACCAUUACAGCAAAAAAGGGCAGAGAUGUUUCUUUCUCAAUUUAAUAGAUACAGUGAAAACACAGAUUAUUGUAGAUACCCAGAAUAUGUUCAUCCUAAUAAGGUUAAGCUUAAUAAGUGUUCAAAUUUUAAUGUCCAGGAUAGUAAAAAAUUAGCCAAUGGCACACCUGAAACACCAACGAUAGAAGCAGACACCUACACAAAGUUAUUUCAGGUUAAACCAGCAAAUCAGAAAAAAAUGGAAGAGACAAUAGCUGACCAGCAGAAUUUCACAUUUCCAAAAACCACACCACAUCUGACAGAAAAACAGUUGGCAAAUGAAGCAGCAUUCACUGCUGAUUUUGGCUUAAAAUCAGAAUAUGGACUAAAACCUCAUGCGGGUUGUCCAGCUAAUAAUGAUUUUGCUAAUGUCACAGAAAAACAACAAUUUACUAAACCCGACCCCUCAAAUUCUGAGUAUUUUAAAUCUGUGAAUUUAUUAUCAAACUCAGCAACACCUUCAGGAGGUAUCAGGUUAAACAGACCAACUUGGAUGAAUGUCCAAACAAAAAAUAACACUCCUAUUCCUUAUCGAAAUCAAGGUAACUUGAUGAAAUUAAAUAGUCACUUAAGUGUAGCUUCUAAAGUUUCUAACCAUUCUUCAGAUUUCCCCCAACUAUCAUCCACAAAUUUAACCCCAAAUAGCAGUUUAUUUCAGAAGUAUUGCCAAGAAAAUCCUUCAGCAUUUUCUAGUUUUGAUUUCAGUUACAAUGGUGCAGAAAGAAUUCAAUCUGUCAAUCACAUGGAAGGACUGACAAAGACUGGAGAAGAAAAUCUCUUUGAAUCAGUUACUGAUAAAAAAAUAAAGCAGCCAAAUGGAUUUUGUGAUAACUAUGCAACUCAGCAGUAUGGGAUCAUUGAAAAUGUAAACAAACAUAAUUUUCAAGCUAAGUCUCAGAGUGGACAUUAUGAUGCUGAGGAAGGUCCAAAGCACUUAGAUGGCUUAUCUCAAAAUACGUAUCAAGAUCUGUUGGAGUCACAGGGUCAUUUUAAUAGCCACAGACAGGGAAGUGGAGACAACAAUAUUAAUAGCCGUGUGAAUCGCACACAAGCAUCAUGCUUUUCUAAUAAUUAUAUGAUGGGAGAUUUAAGGCAUAAUCAGAGUUUUCAACAAGUUGGUUCAAAUGGGUUUCCCCUAAGAUCCACUCACCCAUUUGGCCAUUCAGUUGUUCCACUGUUGGAUUCUUAUGAUAUGUUUUCUUACGAUGACUUAAGCCAUUUGUACCCUUAUUUUAAUGAUAUGAUGUAUGGUGAUAAUUCGUUUUCUGGUUUCGUGCCAACUUUUGGAUUUCAAAGACCAAUUAAAACCCGUAGUGGACCAGCCAGUGAACUUCAUAUUCGACUAGAAGAGUGCUAUGAACAAUGGAGAGCAUUAGAAAAGGAGAGAAAAAAGACUGAAUUGGCCCUGGCCAAGAAUUACCCAGGAAAAAAAGUAUCCAGUACUAACAACACUCCAAUUCCAAGGCUGACCUCCAACCCAUCUCGAGUUGAUCGCUUAAUUGUGGACGAACUUCGAGAACAAGCCAGAGUUGUGACUCUACUAGGCAAAAUGGAACGUCUUCGAAGCUCUCCCCUUCAUGCCAAUAUCUCUACUGCUCUUGAUAGACACUUGGAGUCCAUUCACAUUGUACAGUCACGUAGAAAGGAUGAAAUUGUUAAUGCUUCAAAUCGGCAAAGGCAAGGAGUUCCUAGAUGCCAAGAUGACAGAGAUGUUUUUGCCCUUGCUUCAGCAAUUAAAGAGAUGUGUGUAGCUACUCGGAAAGCACGCACUACCCUGUGGUGUGCACUUCAGAUGACCUUGCCAAAAACAGCCAGUACAGCUGGCCAAACAGAUGUGGAAAAGGCUUUACAAGAUACAGUAAACUGUGAAGAUAAAGUCCAUGAAAACAUAAAUAAUAGCAAUCCAAUGAACCAGAGAGGUGAAGCAAACAAACAUUAAGGAAAUGUCA
This is a messenger RNA of Prionailurus viverrinus (fishing cat), 3087 nucleotides long. RefSeq names its product meiosis specific with coiled-coil domain (gene MEIOC). NCBI's taxonomy places the organism in Eukaryota, Metazoa, Chordata, Mammalia, Carnivora, Felidae. Bases 195 to 3077 code for a protein of 960 amino acids. Gene Ontology annotation, cellular component: nucleus; cytoplasm. The transcript is spliced from 8 exons. The record is from RefSeq and is a predicted model, not a curated record. Gene Ontology annotation, biological process: female meiosis I; meiotic cell cycle; male meiosis I.